Messenger RNA from Pseudogymnoascus verrucosus, 1470 nucleotides. It is a transcript of the gene COQ6, whose product is annotated as Putative ubiquinone biosynthesis monooxygenase. NCBI's taxonomy places the organism in Eukaryota, Fungi, Ascomycota, Leotiomycetes, Thelebolales, Thelebolaceae. The record is from RefSeq and is a predicted model, not a curated record. The transcript has 2 exons. Gene Ontology annotation, biological process: ubiquinone biosynthetic process. Gene Ontology annotation, molecular function: 2-octaprenyl-6-methoxyphenol hydroxylase activity; oxidoreductase activity, acting on paired donors, with incorporation or reduction of molecular oxygen, NAD(P)H as one donor, and incorporation of one atom of oxygen; FAD binding. The coding region runs from base 1 to 1470 and encodes 489 amino acids. Gene Ontology annotation, cellular component: mitochondrion.
AUGAAGCAAUUAGCGAAUAGGACUACGACCCGGAGCUUCGGUAGAUAUAUCUGCCGUAGCUGCUCUCACCAAGCACCUCGACAGCGCCGAGGAUAUGCAACGGAAUCAUCACCCGAACUAUAUGAUGUCGUCUGCGUGGGGGGUGGACCGGCCGGUCUAAGUGUCCUGGCAGCAUUGAGGGCGACUGCUGCCACUUCUGGCCUCAAAGUCGCUCUUAUCGAAAGCCAGGAUCUAAGCCGAACGCGAUCAUGGUCGCUCCCAUCAACACAAUAUUCGAACCGAUGCAGCUCCCUCACACCCACUUCCGUGGAAUUCCUUGAUAAAAUUGGCGCGUGGAAGAAUGUCAAGCGUGACAGAGUGCAGCCGUACGAGGAGAUGCAGGUCUGGGAUGGAGUUACAGGGUCGAGGAUAGAAUUCGACUGGCCACAAGGGUCACAAGGCAAGACGAUAGCAUAUAUGAACGAGAACCUGAACCUCACAUCAGGCCUUCUCAAACGGAUCGACGAGUUAUCUGGGGUCUCGAUUUUUGACAACACGAAGGUAGAGAAUAUCGAACUGGGCCAAGAAACCGAGACAGCAGACCUACGGUCAUGGCCUAUUGUUCAGCUCUCGGGUGGCCGGCAGAUUGCGGCACGGUUACUUAUUGGGGCGGAUGGCGCCAACAGCCCUGUCAGAGCGUUCGCGGGUAUCAAUAGCUCGGGGUGGGAUUAUAACAGGCAUGGGGUUGUGGCUACAGUCGAGUUGGAGGGCGAGGGAUGGGGCGGCGAAGAUCGCAAGGUUGCAUACCAGAGGUUCCUUCCCACCGGCCCAGCCGCUAUGCUACCACUACCCGGACGUUUCUCAACCCUCGUCUGGUCAACGACUCCGGAGAGAGCCGCGCUCCUAAAGACCCUAUCUACCGAAGACUUCACAGCCAUGGUUAAUGCGGCAUUCCGCCUGUCGCCCGUUGAUCUCACAUAUAUGCACACUCUUACUUCCGGCCAGGCCGAUGAGUAUAACUGGCGAUCCCAGCAUACUUCUUCUGAUACCAAUCGAAUCCCUCAACGGGUUCUGUCAGUUCAGGAGGGAACGGUAGCCUCUUUCCCACUCAAAAUGCGCCAUGCGGAUACUUAUAUCGGCGAGCGCGUUGCUUUGAUUGGAGAUGCGGCACACACCGUCCACCCUCUUGCCGGCCAGGGUCUGAAUCAAGGGCAAGGUGAUGUCGAAAGUCUCGUGAAAACAAUCGAGUAUUCCGUGACGCACGGCCUGGAUAUUGGCGUCUCCAUGAGCUUGGAGAGCUAUAAUGCGGAUAGAUAUGCCAAAAACCAUGUGCUAAUGGGUGUGGUGGAUAAACUCCACAAGCUGUACGCAUUUGAGAGUGGCCCGAUAGUGCCUCUGCGAAGUAUUGGCCUGAGCGCGGUGAAUGCGUUGGGACCUCUCAAGCACUUCUUCAUGGGGCAGGCCGCCGGAACUGGGGCGAAGAUAUUGUAA